Molecule: messenger RNA, 801 nt
Organism: Lycium barbarum (goji berry)
Lineage: Eukaryota; Viridiplantae; Streptophyta; Magnoliopsida; Solanales; Solanaceae
Exons: 2
Coding region: 84-614 (176 amino acids)
Molecular function (GO): electron transfer activity
Source: RefSeq, a predicted model, not a curated record
CAUUUUGGCUCUCUCAUUACCACAAUCAACUCCAUUUCUCUUCUUUUCAUUGGCAAAACAAAGAACUAUUAAUCUUGGGGAAAAUGGCUUUGGCUAACGCACAAACAUUUCUGUUUCUUGUAGUGUUUUCGUUCAUGUUUGUCCUUAGUAUGGCCAACUUUAACUACGGUCGGGGGCCUUGGGGCCCAGGAAACUGGAACAAAACCAAUUGCCCUUAUGGUAAUAACCACCCAAAUGCUACUCAAACCUCAAACAAGUUCAACGUUGGUGGUUCCGAAAAUUGGCAUUAUGGCUUUGAUUACAUGGACUGGGCUCGCAAGAAUGGCCCUUUCUUUGUCAAUGACAAAUUAGUUUUCAAGUAUGAUCCACCAAACCCCAACGGUGGAUUUCCACACAGUGUAUAUUUAUUACCAAACUAUUGGAGCUUCAUCAAGUGCGACUUCAGAAGGGCUAAGAGGAUAGCAAAUCCGAACCAGGGUGCUGGGGAAGGGUUCGAGUUCGUGCUGAAGAAAAUGCAGCCUUACUUUUUUGCUUGCGGAGAGCAUGAGGGCAUCCAUUGCAACAACGGAACCAUGAAGUUUGUUGUUAUGCCACUCAAACGUAGGCCUUACUGAGUUGUUGCUUGGAACAUGUCCAGGAUGGCAAUCAAAAACAAAUACAAUACCAGUAUUCUUGCAUUUUAGUUUUGUUUGAAACAAAUAACGAGUGUUAACGUUGAGUAUACUUAUUAGAUAUUGGACAUUUACUUAGAUUUGUUGUGAUUGGAGUUUUGACUAAAAGGAAAAAAGAUCGAUAAUGAGA